AUGCCGGGCUUCUCGCAGGCCACCGAACUCAACGCAUGGCAGGCUCUGGUUAACCACCACGACAAGGUGGGCCGCAACCUCGUCCUCAAAGAAUGCUUCGCCCAAGACCCUCAACGGUUCGAGAAGUUCAAGAGAGUGUUCAAGAACACUGCCGACAACUCCGAGAUCUUGUUUGACUUCUCCAAGAACUUCUUGACCGAAGAAACCCUCAAGCUCCUGAUCGAUCUGGCCAAGGAAGCCAAGCUCGAGGAGUUGCGGGAUCAGAUGUUUGCUGGCGAGAAGAUCAACUUCACGGAAAAGAGAGCGGUCUAUCAUGUCGCCCUACGAAACGUCACGAAUCAGCCCAUGGCUGUGGACGGCAAGAGUGUGGUGGAGGAGAACAACGCUGUCUUGGAGCACAUGAAAGAGUUCUCUGAACAGAUCCGAAGUGGUACUUGGAGAGGUUACACCGGCAAGAAGUUGACUACCAUCAUCAAUAUUGGUAUUGGUGGCUCUGACCUCGGCCCUGUCAUGGUCUCGGAAGCCUUAAAGCCAUAUGGUGACAGAGCCAUGACACUGCACUUUGUCUCCAACAUCGACGGCACGCAUAUUGCUGAAGCCCUCCACGACGCCGACCCAGAGACCACCUUGUUCCUGGUUGCGUCCAAGACCUUCACCACGGCCGAGACCACGACCAACGCGAAAACGGCCAAGAAAUGGUUCUUGCAAUCUGCAAAGGAAUCCGACAUCGCCAAACACUUUGUCGCAUUGUCCACCAACAAAGAGGAGGUGUCCAAAUUCGGCAUCGACACCAAGAACAUGUUUCCCUUUGAGAGCUGGGUCGGGGGCAGAUAUUCCGUCUGGUCGGCGAUCGGGCUGUCUGUGUGCCUGUACAUCGGAUACGACAACUUCCGCGAGUUCCUCGCCGGAGGACAUGCUAUGGACCAUCACUUCAAGACCGCGCCUCUGGAACAGAACAUUCCCGUCAUUGCCGGUCUCCUGAGUGUCUGGUACGCGGAUUUCUACGGCGCCCAGACCCAUCUCGUCGCUCCCUUCGACCAAUACAUGCACCGGUUCCCGGCCUACCUGCAGCAGUUGACCAUGGAGUCCAACGGCAAGGCAGUGACCCGAACGGGCGAGUAUGUCAAAUACACGACGGGAUCCAUCUUCUUCGGUGAACCCGCCACCAACGCCCAACAUUCAUUCUUCCAACUGUUGCACCAGGGCACCAAACUCAUCCCGGCCGACUUCAUCCUGGCUGCCAACUCCCACAACCCCGUGGAAGGAGGCCUGCAUCAGCGCAUGCUGGCGUCCAACUUCCUCGCCCAAGCCGAAGCUCUCAUGAUCGGCAAGACCCCCGAACAGGUCAAGGCCGAAGGGGCUCCGGAUGAGUUGGUGGCCCACAAGACCUUCCUGGGCAACCGACCCACGACCAAUAUCCUGGCCGAGAAGAUCACCCCGGGAACGCUGGGUGCGUUGAUCGCUUACUACGAACACAUGGUCUUUACGGAAGGUGCCAUCUGGAACAUCAACAGCUUCGACCAGUGGGGUGUGGAGCUCGGCAAGGUCCUGGCCAAGAAUAUCCAGAAGGAGCUUGAGACCGAGGGUGCGGGUGAUGACCACGACUCUUCCACGGCGGGUUUGUUGGCUGCUUUCAAGGCCAAGAACGGUCUGAAAUGA
Molecule: messenger RNA, 1659 nt
Organism: Capronia coronata CBS 617.96
Lineage: Eukaryota; Fungi; Ascomycota; Eurotiomycetes; Chaetothyriales; Herpotrichiellaceae
Product: glucose-6-phosphate isomerase
Exons: 2
Coding region: 1-1659 (552 amino acids)
Biological process (GO): glycolytic process; glucose 6-phosphate metabolic process; gluconeogenesis
Cellular component (GO): cytosol
Molecular function (GO): monosaccharide binding; glucose-6-phosphate isomerase activity; carbohydrate derivative binding
Source: RefSeq, a predicted model, not a curated record